This is a messenger RNA of Zymoseptoria tritici IPO323, 360 nucleotides long. RefSeq lists its product as uncharacterized. NCBI's taxonomy places the organism in Eukaryota, Fungi, Ascomycota, Dothideomycetes, Mycosphaerellales, Mycosphaerellaceae. The record is from RefSeq and is a predicted model, not a curated record. The annotation marks the transcript as partial. The transcript has 2 exons.
UCCAACAUCGCCAUCAUCCACGCGUACCGCCACCUCCACCAACAUCUCCUCCGCGCCGUACAGUACUCCAAGCCCGCACGUUACAUUGUGCGAGACCGGCUACGAGAGGCAUUCCGCACAUGCAAGCCGAAAGACUACGAUGCCGCGAGAAUAGCUCGAACAUUGGAGUUCUUGAAUGGGGCGGCCAAGACGACAGGCUUGGAGCAUAAAAUCGUGAAGAAUUGGGUGCACGCUUGGUGGGGAAGGGAAAAGACACCUGGAAUGUCACCCAAACAUCAGAAUUAUGCGAUUCAGAAGGAAGCGUAUGCGGAGUUUGACCGGACGAUCGAGAAGCUGAACGAGUCUAUGGGGUUAUGUAUU